CGAACAACGUUCCUUGACGUCAAAAUACAAUCUGCAAUGUAAAAUGAAAUUAUGUCCGGUCAGCAAUUCAACCGCAAUUUCGGUUUUGCAUCCAUCUUCAGAAAAAGCCGGGGUGGGGCGCCACCAUUCGCUGUGGUACGUGGUGAUCGAUCGACUGCAUUGUGUUCGCACCCGUGAAUCUUCAUUCGCAGAUCCUAUAGCUGCAUGUAAGACACUCUGAUCCUACAACGUGAACAGAUAUCGUUUGAUAUCAUGCCACACACCCAUGGCUUCACUGCAUCUUGUCGGAAACAUAUGCUACUGGAUUCCUUGAAGAUUAGAUAGCGCUUAUCAAUACUGAUGUGGGUUGUGUUUCAACGGCUUUCUGGUGGAAGCAUCUCAGUGGCUUGCUAGAGGCUGCAAUAUAGGAUCGAUAAGAAUCACCCGAAUAAGCUCCGAGAGGAGGGAUGUCAAAAUUGUUCCUGUCGGGUAGGCCUAGAAGGGGUUGAUAUUCUAGACAAAAACCUCGUUCUUCCAGAAACCUGUAGCACUGCACAGAGAAAAAAGGACUUUCUUCCCUCCCUCUCAUCAUCUCUUCUCGGAUCACUCGUACUGACUACGUUUGGUGCUUCGUUAAACAUCUCACUCAAAGCCUCGCAGUGUGGAAAAGAAUCAACUUAUAACCACUUAAGAAACAUUUCAGAAGAAGAUAUGGCUCUCCCGGCAGUCAAUGUUGAGUACAAGACAAUUGAUGGCGUCACUAUCCGAGGAUUGUUGUAUCCGACGGAGGUGAAAGCGCCUGCCGUUAUCAUGACACACGGAGUAUGUACUUCGCAAACUAGCAUUCAACGAUGUGUUAUUUGUUUUGAUUACUCACAUAAACUUAGUUUAACUGUGUCAAAGAAAUGCUCUUGCCAGAGAUAGCCAGGAAGUUCCAAAGCAUAGGUUACAAUGCCUUAAUUUAUGAUCCACGGAGCAUCGGAGACAGUGAUGGGCUUCCUAGAAACCAGAUCAGUCCACUGCAACAAUCUGAGGAUUUGUCAGGUCGGUACACUUCUAUCAAUAACAUUAUGCUGUUGUACAGUGUAUAGCUCUGGCUCACAAUUUGGUGUCUAGACAUCUUAACACACGUCUCAUCAUUGCCGAAUGUAGAUUCGCGUCAGCUCAUACUUUGGGGUAUGUCCUUCGGAGCAACUGUGAGCGCUUGUACAGCAGCUGUGGAUAGGCGAGUAAAGGGACUCAUCAUGGUGUGCCCUCUUUUUAGCUUUUCCAAACCAGAAAGACGGGAAAAGGCUAUGGCACAACUCAUUAGGGAUCGGCAGUCACAGUUGCGAGGUAAUGAAGCAUUUACACUGCCUCCCUUCAAUAGCAAAGGAGAAAAUCCGAUGGGCUUCGGUGGAUCAGGAGGGCCAGGUGGAAUGGAAGCCUAUAGCUUCAUGUCUGCAGUCAUUGAUCGAGGGGCACCAAACUUCCGCGAUCGAAUCACGCUACAAACCUACCACAAGCUGUUUGUGUUCCGUCCCAAGAUUCUGCUUGAUAUGGUUCAGGCAACCACUUUGAUGAUCGUUCCCGAGUUAGACAAUAUUUCCUCUCCAGAUGAACAAAUAGAAGCUUUUGGACUUUUACCAAAUCCGAAAAAGCUGUAUAUGGCAAAAGGCAAGGGGCAUUUAACUGUUCUUAGUGGAGACAAGUCGGAGGAAAUUUUGGGUGUCAUGACAGAUUUUAUGGAUGCAGUUACUGAGAUUGGGGCAUGAGCCGGGAAUUCGUUUUUCCUAUUUUCACAGGUUUUGCGGACAAGUAGUUUGGUGUAAAGAGACUAAUAAGACUACUGUUUUGAUCGUGAUAUUUUAAAAACAUCCAACAAUCUCAGACUUCGUAUCGAGCUACCAUCAUGUAAGAUUAAAAUCUC
This is a messenger RNA of Sclerotinia trifoliorum, 1888 nucleotides long. NCBI's taxonomy places the organism in Eukaryota, Fungi, Ascomycota, Leotiomycetes, Helotiales, Sclerotiniaceae. The record is from the annotation of a GenBank genome assembly.